Molecule: messenger RNA, 1840 nt
Organism: Eremomyces bilateralis CBS 781.70
Lineage: Eukaryota; Fungi; Ascomycota; Dothideomycetes; Eremomycetales; Eremomycetaceae
Exons: 2
Coding region: 378-1544 (388 amino acids)
Biological process (GO): mitotic spindle elongation; vesicle-mediated transport
Cellular component (GO): Golgi membrane
Source: RefSeq, a predicted model, not a curated record
UCUCCAUCAGUCCAUCCGACUUGAAAAGUAGAUAUUUGAUAUUUGAUAAAUGAUAAUACUCUGGAUUCAUCUGGACGCUAAAACCGCUAAAACACGGCGUCUCAGGCUCUCAGCCGUUUCCUGGCCCCCAUAUCCUCCGCCGCAAUUGCUGACGCUGACGAUACGGACUUUCAACUUUCAACGCCCAACCGAUUGUAUCAUGACAUCUUCUCCUUCUCGUCCCAACCGCCUCCUAUAGUUUUGGGUUUCAUUCCGCAUUUACACACCGAGAUCUUGCCAUCCCCUUCCUUUAUCUUUCCAUAUGAUCCAGAAUCCAUGGUCGCGUAACCAACCCCUCCACAUCCGCGACAUACCGUCUCCCUCGCCCGCGCCUCGCCAUGCCCGGUCCGGUCAGAUUGUAUAGUCGGGAACGCUCGACAUCGCCGGUCUGGGAGCGCAUCAGCGGCGUGACCUCACCCUUCCUCGAACGGCGGGACUCGCGCUCCUACUCCCGCCCGCCGGAAUCCUUCCAGAAGCGAUUCCUGCGACAGUACAACCAGCUCCAGCUCCGAGCGUUGCGGACGUUUGACCGGUUGUCGUUCAUACAGAAGAUACUGGUGAUAAUAUUGGGGAUCGUCACCGUGGUGUUGACCGUACUGUUGUUGAUAUACAAUGAGAGAAUCUUCGUCUGGUUGGCGCCGUGGGCGAAGAAAUGGGGAGAUCUGCCAGCCGGCUGGCUGAUAUUAUGGGUGCUGAUGUUUAUCGUCUCUGUCCCUCCGUUGAUCGGGUAUUCCACGUUCUUAGCCAUUGCGGGAUUUGUUUUUGGGUUUCCUAACGGCUGGUUCAUCGCCGCCACGUCCACCAUCCUCGGCUCCACCAUGUCCUUCAUCGUCUCCCGCGCCUUCCUCCGCAACCUCUCCAAAAAGCUCGCCGCCGACCCCCGCUUCGCCGCCCUCGCCCUCACCCUCAAGCACGACGGCCUCAAGCUCCUCGUCAUGAUCCGCCUCUGCCCCCUCCCCUACUCCCUCGCCAACGGCGCCAUCGCCACCAUCCCCACCGUCCACUGGGCCGGCAUGAUGGGCGCCACCGCCAUCGCCUCGCCGCGGCUGAUGCUCGCCGUCUUUGUGGGCGCGAAGCUGCGCGAGAUUGGUGAUAAUGGGGAGAAGAUGGACGCGAAGACCCGCGCGGUGAGCUAUCUAAGUAUCUUGAUCGGGAUCCUCGCGGGGGCCUUCACCGGGUGGUUUAUCUACCGGCAGACGAAGAAGCGCGCGCAGCAGUUGGAGGGCGAGGAGCGGACGAGGAUCGCGCGGGAGUCGGAGGAGGAGCUGGCGAGGGAGUACGAAGAUGAUCCGGAGGCGGGGUACGCGGCGGAGGUGAUCAGGGAGGAUAUCGAUGAUAUCUCAUUGCAUGAGCAAUAUCGGGAUGAUUAUAAUGAGGAGGGUUUCCUUGAUGCGGAUGAUCCAAUCCCUCGAGACGGUGUGGAAGAUGCGACGGAAAUCGGGGACGUGUUUGAUCUAGGGGAUGCGAGUGAGGGCGAUGAAGAUAAGCCUUUGGGGUCGAAGUAGCAUGUAUGAAUGAUGUAUAAGAGCUAGACACCUUGGAUUGGUCUGUCCGAUCCUCAUUGAUAGAGAAUCGACUUCGUGUCAGGAUCAUUUUCUCUACCUCGCAUUUUGGAGGUGACGACAUUCAGAUGCCCGACUGGUCGUUCAUGGGGGUAGCAGGAGCUGGGUUUCCCCAGGUUUCUCCAUCACUAACGGUUUUAUCAUGUCGAAGCCUGUGAUAUAACGCAUGUCGUCCUAUUCUCAGUCUGAAUCUGUAAUCCGAGACAGUAACCUGAGCAUCAUAAUUCAUAUACCAAUGG